Cryptomeria japonica (Japanese cedar) is the source of this 2454-nucleotide messenger RNA. RefSeq names its product probable LRR receptor-like serine/threonine-protein kinase At1g53430. The transcript has 13 exons. The record is from RefSeq and is a predicted model, not a curated record. NCBI's taxonomy places the organism in Eukaryota, Viridiplantae, Streptophyta, Pinopsida, Cupressales, Cupressaceae. Gene Ontology annotation, molecular function: ATP binding; protein kinase activity. Gene Ontology annotation, biological process: protein phosphorylation. The coding region runs from base 68 to 2137 and encodes 689 amino acids.
GAGAUUUAACAAUUUGAUAGGAUCUAUCCCAAAUGCAUUUGAAAAUUUUACCAAAGAAGACAGUGAGAUGAGAUAUUUGUACCUUGGAAAUAAUAGCUUAUCGGGAAAGCUUCAACUUGAAGAAUGGUUAUCUAAAAUUGACUUUGUGGACUUGUCGUACAACAAGUUUACAGGAGAUUUUCCUUCUUGGUAUUUAAAGUCCAUUUCAAAUAAAAAAAAAUUGAAUUUGGUAGGGAAUUCAUUUAAUACCAAUCCUACUUCAGAGAGCAAUAUUGAGUAUCUUCAAAAAGGUUUCAGAUGUGACUCAAAAUAUCAAAAAAAUUUGGCUAUUGACUGUGGAGGUGAAGGAUGGAAUGAUUCUGAUCUGUCCAUUCAUUAUGAAGCGGAUGAAAAAUCACUAGGAGCUUCGUCAUUCUACGUGCAUACAAAUAAAAAUUGGGCAGUCAGUAAUACGGGAAACUUUAUGGAUAAUGCAAGCCAAACUGAACUUCAAAAAGACACAGAAAAAAUGACAGGAGUGUACAGGACAGCACGUUUGUCUAGCACUUCCUUGAGAUACUACGGAUUAUGCCUUCCCAAUGGACAGUAUACAGUUCAACUCCAGUUUGCUGAAAUAGUAUUUACAAAUGAAAAUUCUUACAGAAGUCUUGGAAGGCGCAUCUUUGAUGUCUAUAUUCAGGGGACCAAAAUGUUGCCAAAUUUUAACAUUGCAGAGGUUGCUGGAGGGGCAUUUAAAGAAGUUGUUAGAAAAUUCACCGUGAAUGUGACUGAUAACACCUUGGAGAUUCAUUUCUUGUGGGCUGGAAAAGGAACGUAUAAUGUACCCGAGGAAGGAACCUACGGGCCUUCGGUGUCGGCUAUUGUAAUCACUCCUGACUUUACAGUCAAUGGAAGAAACAAAACACCUGUGAUUGUUGGCAUUGUUCUUGGAGCAGUGAUUUCUUUAGCCUUGGCGGCGUUCUUGUCAUUUAUGUUUAUUAAGAAAAGAAAGGGAAUUCGCAACAGCCUUCCAGAUGACAAUAGAGAGAUGAAAACAAUUUCCAAUUCUUUUAGUCUAGAAGAGAUAAGAAGUGCCACAAAUGACUUUCAGUCGGAGAAUAAGAUAGGAGAAGGCGGAUUUGGUGCUGUUUUCAAGGGUGUACUACCAGAAGGAAGAAUGGUUGCAGUAAAGCAAUUGUUUUCCAAAUCAAGACAAGGAAAUCGUGAAUUUCUAAAUGAAGUAGCUACAAUCUCUGCAGUGCAGCAUCCCAACCUGGUGAAACUCUAUGGUAGCUGUAUUGAGGGAAAACAGCUGCUCUUGGUAUAUGAAUACUUGGAGAACAACGAUCUUGCUCGCGCUUUGUUUGGUCCCAAGGAAUUCCAGAUUUAUUUCAAUUGGCCUGCACGACACAAAAUUUGCCUUGGAGUUGCACGAGGUCUGGCAUAUCUGCAUGAAGAAUCUAGACUGAGAAUUGUGCAUAGAGACAUCAAAGCUGCAAACAUCCUUUUAGAUCAAGAUCUCAAUCCAAAAAUCUCAGAUUUUGGGUUGGCCAAGUUAUUUGACCAGGAGAAAACUCAUGUCAGCACCAGGGUGGCAGGAACAAUUGGGUAUAUGGCUCCUGAAUAUGCUUUAAGAGGACAUCUCACAGAGAAGGCAGAUGUGUACAGUUUUGGGGUAGUACUCCUCGAAAUUGUAAGUGGCAGACCACACAUGGACAGGAAGUUGCAGGGAGAGAAGGUUUAUCUAAUGGAAUGGGCAUGGACAUUGUAUGGAGAGAACAAACUACUGGACAUAGUUGAUGUGAAUCUUAGAAGUUCAAGCUUCCCAGAAGAAGAAAUUUUAAGGACACUUAAUGUGGGCCUUCUAUGCAUUCAAGCGAACCCUACUCUGAGACCUGCAAUGUCUACAAUAGUUAAUAUGCUAGAGGGCAAAAUAGAUGUUCCUGUUUCAGGCUGCCAACCUCCAUAUCUCAGCUAUGGGCAAACCCAUGCGAUCACAGAAGAGCAGCCAUUGUCACAGAGCAUGAGUUUGGAAGGACCAUGGAAGGGAAGCUCCUCUUCCCAAGGAAUUUCUUCGGUUAAUCAACAACAAAAAGCAGAGAAUGAUGAUAAUGAGGAGAACUCUCUUCUAUCAAGUCAAGUUUCUGCUGACCCAUAAUCAUUUUCAAUCUCUGAGGAACCCUUCAUCGCAAUCUAAUACGUAGGUGCUAUUGUGGUUUCAGGUUUGGUGCUUAAUUUCUAAAUUAGAUCCCCUAACUUCAAAAUAUAAACUGUUACAUGACAAAUUGGAAUUUUUUUUUUUAAAUUCUAUUUUUUAAUUUUUAAAAUUUUAAUAAUUGUUCUGUGAGAGAAUCAGAAAUUUUUCUUAACAAUUUAAAUUGUUUUAUUUUAACAAUUUUAGAAGACAUUUCAAAUUUUGUUUAAAUUUAACAAAUAAUAUUGAUAUUUAAGUAAAGAAUUUGGGAGUUAUUUUCU